This is a messenger RNA of Salarias fasciatus (jewelled blenny), 1995 nucleotides long. RefSeq names its product NEDD8 ubiquitin like modifier (gene nedd8). The coding region runs from base 180 to 449 and encodes 89 amino acids. The record is from RefSeq and is a predicted model, not a curated record. Gene Ontology annotation, molecular function: protein binding. NCBI's taxonomy places the organism in Eukaryota, Metazoa, Chordata, Actinopteri, Blenniiformes, Blenniidae. The transcript has 4 exons.
GUGAACAACAGGAAACACCCAUUGAAUCUGUGGAAGUGAAGAAAUAACAAGUUAUUCGCCGAAAUAUUCCCCAAAUUGCGACAUUUGCAAGAUUUUAGCAGUCGAAAUAUACAUUCAACAACUCAACCUUUCAUUUCUGAACCCGCCGCGGUGUUUUUUCCUCCAACAAGCCAGUAAAGAUGCUGAUUAAAGUGAAGACUCUGACUGGCAAAGAGAUAGAGAUCGACAUCGAGCCCACAGAUAAGGUGGAGCGCAUCAAGGAGAGGGUGGAGGAGAAAGAGGGGAUCCCUCCACAGCAGCAGAGGCUCAUCUACAGUGGGAAACAGAUGAACGACGAGAAGACAGCAGCAGAUUAUAAAAUCCAGGGAGGCUCUGUUUUGCACCUGGUGCUGGCCCUGAGAGGAGGAUGUUUGCUCCACUGCCCCACAAGCGCCAAGGCUGCGUUGUAGCUAUCGCUACAAACUCCCAAACAAAUAAAACCAUGCCUUAGCUGUCGCGAUGCUUAUUUUGAGAAACACGGCCGACGGUAGCUGAAUCAUCUGAAAGGUGAUAAUUCGGUCAAAGAGAAGCUCACUCCGGGUGGUACUUACCUCCAACACUCCGCCUGGUCAUUCUGCGCUGGCUUCAGAUUACAUUUUUAAGUCACAACUAGUUUGACUGCAGAAGAAAUCUUCUGUGUGUCCCUGCAGGCUGAGUUUAUAUGUCUUCUUCUGAUCUGAACAGGGAGAUAACCACGGCUUUGUGCUGCUUCUGGGAAAACCGACCUCCAAAAUCGUUCCUACACAAACUAACAUGGAUUUUUUAUUAUUAUUAUUAUUUUUGGCUUCUUGCAUUUUAUUGCUCCAAUCAACACAGUUUAAAUAUCAGAAGAGGCUGUUUUUGUGUAUUAAAGUUUUUGUUUGAGGACAAUAAAAGAGUAGUUUCACAUUUUGGGAAAUUCAGACUAUCAUAUCACACACAUUUCUUCCCCUGGAGUUGAGUCAAACAUAUACAUGAUGCCUUUGUCUAAAAACCCAGUCAAAAAUUAAUCCCAUGAAGAUGUGGGCAGCAGUUAAAUCGUAGUCGCUCGCAGCUUCAAACAGAGAGUCACGAACACUGCAGGCAGGACUUGAUCUUUUCACGCCACAGUGAGUUCGACUAAAACAGAAGUCUUCUGUGUUCUGCUGAUGUUCGAACUGAUAACCGACCUGAAAAACUUCUUCAAGAUUUGGGAUCUUCUUUUUAACUCUUGAGCUGCUUAGAUGAUUUUAAUUUUAGAGAUCUGAUAUGUCUUAACACAUAAUCUACAAGUUUUGUUCCAUCAGUGUUAUUUAAUCAUUUUAGAAAUAUAAAACUGGUCUCUCUUUCCCCUCAAAUGAACUAAAUUGACACUGGAAUCUUCCUCUCAGGCUGUCGGCAUGUGAUGCAUUUUGUUGUAGACCACAUUUACGUUAAUAAAUGGGUCAUUUAGGGUUUACAAAAUGAUGACAUUUUAAAUCUUUCAAAAAUGAGCAACUAAAGGUCUCAUCCAGGGACGAGCCGCAAUAAACAUCACCCUCUCUACGAGACUAAACUCUUCUGACCACUGGAAAACAUUAGAAUUCCUCGUUUUAUUAGAUUAUGUUCAGGUUUCCUGCUGUAAUUACAGAAUAUUGAGGUUUAGACGUGGUUGAAGUGACUCAGUUUUCCUCAUAGGCUCUGAAAUCACUAAUGUAGAAAUCCUGUGGAAUCUUCUGGUGAGCUGAGCUGCACAGGACAGCAACAGGAGCUGUUUUUAUUCAUUUUUGCUCUCGUAUAUCCCAUCAGAAACCCAGUGUUCAAAACACUGGCUGCUCCUUCAUGCGAGUUUCGAUUGUAUUUCCCACAAUGUCAAACUGUUGAUUGCUCGUUUGUAUGUUAAUUAUCUGUCUGAAUCAGGAGUACUGAAAGUGUAAAGGCUCCUCUCGAUGCGUGGAGACGUGUGUGAAACUGACUUCUGCUUAAAUCUGUCAGUAUAAUAAACCUAAAUUCUGGAAA